Messenger RNA from Paramuricea clavata, 588 nucleotides. NCBI's taxonomy places the organism in Eukaryota, Metazoa, Cnidaria, Anthozoa, Malacalcyonacea, Plexauridae. The record is from the annotation of a GenBank genome assembly.
AUGCCUCGUUGGCGGUUGAUGAAUCUAAUGAAACUAAUAGAACCAAAUCAAUAUGCCUCGUUGGCGGUUGAUGAAUCUAAUGAAAACAAAGAUAUGGAUCAUAAUGUCACCCCUACUUCAACACAUAUAGAAAAUUCGACAAACUCCGGUAGAAGAAUACAACACCAAAAGGAAAAGCAAAGAUACUCGGUCGAAACGACACAACAACACAAUGCCUCAAGCUCAAAGUCUACCGAAGGCCCGAUAGCGAUCCUAGGAGACUCGAUGUUAAAGAAACUAAGUCCUUCAAGAUUACGCCGUUCGACUGGGAAAAAGAUUAUAGUCAAGACGUUUCCUGGAGCAACUACUUCGGACAUGAAGCAUUAUAUUAAACCUACUCUGGAGAAAAAUCCCCAACUAGUCGUGAUCCACGUUGGAACAAAUGACAUCCAACAUAAAGAGCCCGAGGAGAUAGCUAAGGAAGCUGAAUCACUGUGUAGAACUAUCAUGGUGAACGGCUUGUCAAAAGUCGCUAUUUCAGAGAUCAUCCAGAGGGCAGAUGAGAAAUUGAAUACAAAAGUUAAAAAAACGAAUGUUCUCCUGGCAAAG